AACAAGGGCCUACGAUACGUCUGGGAGCAAACAGUUCCCCUAUUCCGAGCACCUUUAGUUGGUAACACAUUACGAGCGUCUUUUCUCAUGUUCGGGCUGUUUAUGUCCUCCUCGGGACUGUUCAUGUGGAUUCCGGACAUAUUGAACACCUACGUCAACUACCAGGAUGCCAAGGUCACCAUCUGCGAUGUGGUGGAAAUAAUUCAAAACAACAGAACCAAAAUGAAUUCACAGGAAAUGCAUACCAGUUGUCCUGUGAGUAUCGACGCAUCUAUUUUCAUGAUAACCACUAUCAUGGGGAUCUUGUUCCUGGCCUGUUACAUUCUGAACGGAGCUGUUAUUAACAUAGUAGGAAAGAAGCUGCUAUUAAAUAUUUGGUACGUGGCGUGUGGCGCGUGCGGCGUCGCCGCGCUGUGGACUUCCGAUUUCUACCUGACGCUGCUGGUGAUCGUGGUUUUCCUCGCCGUUGGUUGCUGCGGAUCGGUGCUCAGCGCCAUAUCGGUUGAUCUAUUUCCAACUAAUUAUCGGGCAAUGGCGCUCUGUCUGAUACUGAUGACCGGCCGGCUCGGAGCGAUGAUCGGCAGCAACGUGGUCGGAUUUCUGCUCACCCACAACUGCGAAAUGAUCUUCACCCUGCUCGGGGGGCUGCUGAUCGUUUGUGCUGCAAUUGGAACGACCUUACCGGGAGCAUGAUGUACCAUAAAACGACGAUCUUCCCACCGACUCAUCACAUCUCCGUCGGCCAUCUCAUCAUCCAACUUGACCACUCAUGAUCGUCACCGGACAACAUAGUCAAUCAACUUACACAACGGGGCGACGGAGGUGCGCCAACUUACCGCAACGGAACAUAACGAAAACACAUUGCCAAUAGAAAUAAGUAUAUUCGUUCCUUUGCGGAAAGCAGGUUGUCGGACUAGAAAGCCCCCCGGUCAGCAUCAUCCAUCGCAUCAUAGCCGCGCUAUCGGUUUAUCUGCCAAUAAAAUUGCAUAAAUAAUUAGCUCCGUGAAAGGCAAAGAGCUGUCGAUUAGGAAGGAGAGGUUAAGCAUGAACCGGAAAGCGCAAUCAUCGGCCGAUCAUCGACUAUGUAUGUACACAUGAAAAAUCAUCCUAUUAAGACGUUAUUUUAUGAACCACCACACGCGGUCGAUCAGCCGCGCGACGGUGGCCGUCGAUCAUAGGUGAUCGCGAUCAUAUUGAGGAGAUCGUUCCUGCAGAACCGAGGGCGAGCAUCGAUGUCGUAAAUCAAAUUUAUGAGACUUGAUUGGUAGCACCGGUGGUUAGAUAUGAUAUUAUGAAGAUAAGAUGGAAGCAUUUAACAGUAAGGAGUCAUCAGAAUCAAACAUUAUCUUUUUUACUACAGCCAAAGUGCAAAUCAGUGCUUGCAUUACAUUUUAUUUGUAUAAUAAAGCUUGGUUAAUCGUUUUUACAUCAAA
Messenger RNA from Armigeres subalbatus, 1433 nucleotides. RefSeq lists its product as uncharacterized. NCBI's taxonomy places the organism in Eukaryota, Metazoa, Arthropoda, Insecta, Diptera, Culicidae. The annotation marks the transcript as partial. Gene Ontology annotation, cellular component: membrane. The transcript is spliced from 5 exons. The record is from RefSeq and is a predicted model, not a curated record.